UGUGUGUGUGUGUGUGUGUGUGUGUGUGUGUGUUUUGGCGCUCAGGAUGUGAAGAGUGCCCUGCGGCCUCGGCUGUGUGUGAUUGGGAAGGGCCAGAGCGGCUACGGCUUCAACCUGCACAGCGAGAAGACCCGCCCUGGACAGUAUGUCCGCGCAGUGGACCCCGACUCACCUGCAGAGAGAGCUGGACUUCUGCCCAGAGACCGCAUCAUUGAGGUGAAUGGUGUGAAUGUGGAGGGGAGGCAGCAUUCCCAGGUGGUCUCUCUGAUCAGGUCGGGAGGAGAGCAAACCACUCUGCUGGUGGUCGACCCCGACGCCGAGAUCUACUUCAAGAGAUGCGGAGUCACCCCAUCACAGGAUCACCUCACAGGACCCCUUCCAGAGCCAGUUACCAACGGAGAUAUGGAAGACAAGGCGAAUGGAAAAGUUGCUGAGAAGGCGGAGCCUAAGGUGUCAGUCAGCCCCUCUCCAUCCAAUGCGUCCUCCAACGCCUCCCUCUCCACCCCGCCCACCAGCACUCCUCCACCAGAGGUGUGUGAGUCGGUCCCAGGUGAGAUCCCUGCUCUGAGCAUGUCCCUUAAGCAGGUGAAGGAGCUGGCGCACCAGAAACGCAUGCAGAAGAAAGCGCCCCAGAUGGACUGGAGUAAGAAGAACGAGCUCUUCAGCAACCUCUAGGGCAUCGGCACACACACUCACACAGAGACACACACACACACACACAGAGACACACACACACACACACACAUACACACACACUUACACACACUUACACACACAUUAUAUUCUUGCUAGAAAGGAUUUGGGGAGAUUAAAUCUUCAAAAGGGUGAAUCUAAACAUAUAAAGUAUAUAUAUAUGUAUGUAUACAGAUCAAUAUUGUAUUCAGAAAAGUUUUAAUUUUACUAACAAAAUUCAGUCAGUACAGAAAAAAACAAUUAUUUUAGAGACAAUGAUAGUCCUAUAGUGUGAAUGGAAGAGAAUCGUUUGAAAAUGUCAUUUUUGUCGUGUCCCAGAUUGAGCAAAAUGUGGAGGAAGUUUGUGCUCAGAAGCUUCUGAUUUAGAACUGUUCUGUGUGUGUUUGUUUAUUCGUUUCCACAUGAGUGUGUGUGUGUGUGUGUGUGUCCCUGCUGGUCAGAGAGCUCAGUGCCUGGAGACUAGAGAUGGUGAAGUGUGUGUGUGUGUGUCUGUGUGUGUGUUACACACCCCCCUCUACUGUAAUUUAUUCAGUUGUGUGUAUUUCCACUGAGUGUAGUCCGGACUCUUAGCUGAGACGGGUUAUAUUAGCAGUUAUGGCAGUUAACAUUUCACCUUUAAGGGACCAAAACUAUGUUUAUAAGGGCACAAUCAGUCUUACCUGUGUGUGUGUGUGUGUGUGUGUGUGUGCGUGUGUGUGGUCCAUCAGUAGGUAUUUGUUCUUGGUUGGCAAUCUGACCUGUCUACACUGCUGAAAAAAACAAAUGGAGGCCAGCACAGAAAUGGUGUUUACUUCAAAUAGCACAUGGUGGUGUUUUCCAGCAUAUUCCUUUCAGUCGUGCAGAGACUGGGAUAUAAAGACCAAGCAAGAUCUCUGUGAGUCUCCAUUAUUAUCAAUGCAAUUCUCAUUAUAACCACUAAAAUAGUCCAUUUUCUGGGGUGAGUUCUGUUGUUUGAGUCCCAUCAGAGAAGGCCUGGCUGAGAGCCAACACACAUCGACGUCGAGUCCGACACGAGAGCGCCGGAACUUCCUGUCACUUGCCCACGCACACCAGUGCCGGAAUGUUCAACUGACCAGCAUGUGACAAACAAUGGAGUUUUACCGAGCCGCACCGACAUCAUUAGAACCCAAUCAUACUGCACCAGGUGGAGGCAAAAGGCCUGAGUGCAGUUGUGUCGAACACAAUGCAGUCUUAGUAAUGGAACAUGGAAAGUGGUGUGUGCGGCACUAAGAUUACGUUCCGCAACAAUUCAAGGUUCUAAAAUUCUAUGUAGAACUCAAUGAACCCAGAUAUUCUUUAGAACAUUCAUUUUCCAACAUUCCCUUUAAGGGUUAAGCAGUUCUGCGUUAUGUGGCUGAAGUUUGGAAAUAAAGGGUGCUGGUCAGAGUGGUUUUGAGUAGAGAGGAUGCGAACAUUCCAUUGAUCUGUCAAGAAGAGAGUAUCAACAUUACUGCAUUUUCCUUUGUCAUUGUUUAAGUUCAAGGGUAUCCUAGGCAACAGACAUUCCAUUUAGAAUGUAAGGGACAGCAGUCCUUUGUGAUGUCACAGAUGACAGAAAUGCUGUGUUCCAAGGUUGGAACAGAAUUCACCUCCAUUCCAAGCUCUUUGACAGACCCCAGACCUACUGUCCAGUCGGUCACUGUGUUUCGUAGCUUGUGUCUUUGGCUUUAAAUAUGGAGCAGAUGUAUUGAAUGCAGAAUGCGUUGUAGGAAGGUAGGGCAGUUUACAGGAAGAGGGUGUUGAUUGGGAGCUGAUUUGGUCAGUCAGGGCUCAGAUCAGUGUGGCCUUCGCUGUGAAGACUGAGGCAAAGUUUUGAUACAUUGGGAUAUUGUUCUUGUUGUGUGUGUGUGUGUGUGAGUGUGUAUGUCGAUUUUUGUAGGAAAUACAGUCAAUUGUUUGUGUGUGUAUGUGUGUUGGAUUAACUGAAAAUUGGAACUGGACCAGACUGAAGCCACUGUGAGAGGGUGGUGUGUGUGUGCGCGUGUGUAUGGGAGAGAGAGAGAGAGAGGAGAGGGAGAGAGAGUAGGAGAGAGGGAGAGAGAGAGGGAGAGAGAGCUACAGGCAUCGGACAGGGACUCCUUCAUCUGCCAUGUGUGUGUGUGUGUGUGUAACUGUGCUUAAUUUCUUUUGGUUUCACACACACCAAUUGUAUUGGGAAAGAUAUCAUUCCAGCUGUAGCCUUGUGUCAAAUGACCAUGAUGAAGAUGAUGAUGAGGAUGGUGUGGGAUUCGUAAUUUGCCUGUGAGUUUUUAAGCACAUCUGUCUUUGUGUUGUUUUUUUCUACCUGGGACACUUCGCCACAGUGUUGCUUUGACCCCAACCACUCCACGACCUUUGACCCCAACCACUCCAUGACCUUUCCCCUUUGAUCCCCAGCAAUGCGCUGUGUUCUCAUUGGCUCAUGUGGAUGCUUGUGUGUGAUUCUUACAGUAAUAAACGUCUCAGAUCAUCAACA
Messenger RNA from Alosa sapidissima (American shad), 3148 nucleotides. Its product is annotated as Na(+)/H(+) exchange regulatory cofactor NHE-RF1-like. Gene Ontology annotation, molecular function: protein-membrane adaptor activity; signaling receptor binding. Lineage: Eukaryota; Metazoa; Chordata; Actinopteri; Clupeiformes; Clupeidae. The annotation marks the transcript as partial. The record is from RefSeq and is a predicted model, not a curated record. Gene Ontology annotation, biological process: protein localization to plasma membrane. Gene Ontology annotation, cellular component: apical plasma membrane. The transcript is spliced from 5 exons.